Cicer arietinum (chickpea) is the source of this 1260-nucleotide messenger RNA. RefSeq names its product zinc transporter 2. Gene Ontology annotation, molecular function: zinc ion transmembrane transporter activity. Gene Ontology annotation, cellular component: membrane. The record is from RefSeq and is a predicted model, not a curated record. Gene Ontology annotation, biological process: zinc ion transmembrane transport. Lineage: Eukaryota; Viridiplantae; Streptophyta; Magnoliopsida; Fabales; Fabaceae.
UGAAAAUGAACGAAUAGAAGAAGAGAAAUAAUUAAUAAUCAAAGCAAAGUACAUGGCUUCCUCCUCUAAAACGAAAACCCUAAAGUCAACGUUCCUUAUUUUGUGUCUCUUAGCCUAUUUUGUGUAUCAAAUCAAGGGUCAUGGUGGAGAAGAUGAUGAUUCCGACAAAGUAACAAAUUUACGUUCAAAGAGUUUAGUACUUGUGAAAAUAUGGUGUUUGAUUAUCUUGCUAGUGGCAACUUUCUUAAGUGGUGUGUCUCCUUAUUUCUGCCGUUGGAACGAAGUUUUUAUUCUGUUGGGAACUCAAUUUGCUGGUGGUGUUUUCCUUGGAACUUCUAUGAUUCAUUUCUUGAGUGAUUCUAAUGAAACAUUUAGAGAUCUGACUACAAAUACUUACCCUUUUGCUUUUAUGUUGGCUUGUGGUGGAUAUCUUCUCACCAUGUUUGGUGAUUGUGUUGUUGCUUAUGUGACAAGUAGUAAUAAAAGAGAAGCUAAGGUUUUGGAGGUUGAAGAAGAAGGUGGGAUAACUCCUCAAGAACCUCACCAACACCAAGAAAUUACGGAUGUUGCUAUCAUGAAGACUUCCAAUAUUGGAGACACUAUUUUGCUCAUCAUUGCAUUGUGUUUUCAUUCUGUUUUUGAAGGCAUCGCGGUUGGAGUUUCAGGUAGUAAGAGAGAAGCAUGGAGGACUUUAUGGACAAUAUCAUUGCACAAGAUAUUUGCAGCAAUAGCAAUGGGAAUAGCAUUGCUUAGAAUGUUACCAAAAAGAGCAUUGAUAACAACAGCAGGAUAUUCAUUUGCAUUUGCAAUAUCAAGUCCAAUAGGAGUAGGAAUUGGCAUUGCAAUAGAUGCAACAACAGAAGGAAACACAGCGAAUUGGGUGUAUGCAAUAUCAAUGGGUAUUGCUUGUGGUGUUUUUGUUUAUGUUGCUGUCAAUCAUUUAAUAUCUGAAGGCUUUAAACCUCAGAGGAAGACACGCUUUGACACUCCUUUGUUUAAAUUUCUUGCUGUGCUUUUUGGUGUUACUGUAAUUUCUAUUGCCAUGAUUUGGGACUGAUCAUCAAUCAUCAAUCAUCAAUCAUCAUCGUGUGAGUGUGUGUGUCUAUUCCUCUUUCUUCAAUCAAACUUUUAUAUAUAACUAUUCCUUCAUAUUUCAUCUUAUAUAUCACUCAAUGUGUUUUCUUUCUUGUUUCACAUGUAUCAACAUAAAUAAUGUUUGUAAGAAUCUUAUUCCAGAGUGUUGUCAUUUAAUUUCUUCAC